Maylandia zebra (zebra mbuna) is the source of this 1042-nucleotide messenger RNA. Its product is annotated as peroxiredoxin-like 2C. NCBI's taxonomy places the organism in Eukaryota, Metazoa, Chordata, Actinopteri, Cichliformes, Cichlidae. Gene Ontology annotation, biological process: prostaglandin biosynthetic process. The record is from RefSeq and is a predicted model, not a curated record. Gene Ontology annotation, molecular function: prostaglandin F synthase activity.
CUGGACUUUGAGAGAAAGCAGAGGCAGUUGUUACUGCGGUCCCCGAUAAGAGGCUGGAGAGUUUAAAAGAAAAAUGGCAGAACAACCGGAUUCAACUGCAAUUUCUUGUGCAAAAGCUCUCUCAUCUUUUGUCGAAAAAGGAAAAGCUCUGCUGGACCUUGCUGAGAAGGAAAGCAGGGAAGGCUCGUGCCAAGAAUUCGUCAGGCAGAAAAUCCGCAUAGAGCGUAAACAGUCACUGCUGGGUCUGAUUGAAGCCGGUGCAACUCUGUACAACAGCCUGUCUGUUAAACAAAAAAAGGAUGCAGAGGAUCUCUGGAGCAAAAAUACAAACUGUGCUGCUUUGAGAGAAGCUCUUCAGGACUUUAAAGAGCUCGAAGUGCAGUGGGAUGCCUUUCUACAGCGUUUGGAUGAUGAGCUACAACUGAGUCCUAAAAUACACAAUGUCGAUCAUCAAUCAAAAUGCAUUUCACCAGAUACGCCGCUCAUCGAUGCCAGAACUGGAGAAACAGUAACGCUGCAGAAAUAUCUUGGGAGAGGUAAGAAGAUAUUGCUGGUGUUAAUCCGUCAGUUCUCCUGUCUGCUCUGCCGUCUACACGUUCAAGAUCUGCAGAAGAAUCAAAGUUCUCUGGAUGCACACUCAGUACAAGUGGUGGUCAUUUCGUUUGGCUGUCAGGAGGGAGCAUCACACUGGGUAGAGCAAACAGGCUGUCAGUACGACAUGCUGCUGAAUCCCAGUAGAAAGAUGUAUAGUGCAUUUGGUCUGGGAGCAUCUCUGCAGAAAGUGUUAAACUUCGGUAACAUGCUGAUCUACUCUGAAUAUGUAGCGAACGACAUGGAGUUUCCACGAGAGCUUCCGUGGAUUCAAGACGACAUGUUUCAGCUGGGAGGCAACUUUGUUUUGGACGAACAUGGAAGGGUGUUGUUCUCUCACCGCUGCCAGAGUCCAAUAGACCGACCCUCAGUGGAGGACAUUUUAUCUGCACAGUGAAUAUUAAAAUCCUUCAUGCACGGCAUGACUUAAUUAAAGGAAAAAAGAAACAGA